AUGCCCAAGUUCGGCCACAGCUUCCGGAAGAAACACUUCUCCCAGGUUCCUGACCACGUCGUGCCUGUAAACAAUGGCUCCUACGGUCUUCCUCCAGAAGAGGUUAUCAGAGAGUACCAUUCUGCCUUCAACAAAGACGUGGCAUACCCGGACGAGUUUAUUCGCUUGCGCCAGCAGGAACAGUACCGGCGUGCGGUUCGCAGUGUGGCACCGAUUGUUAAGUGCGAACCGGAGAACUUGGCGCUAGUGGAGAACGCAACCACUGCAGUAAACACCGUUCUCCAGCUGGUAGAUUUGAAAAAGGGAGAUGUUGUGGUGAUGCCCACGUCGACGUACGGGGCGUGUGCCAAUACCGUGCGGUAUUUGCACGACUACAGAGGAAUUGAGUUUGUGUGGGUGGAGAUUGCCUACCCUGUGCUGGACGCACAAGUGGUUGCAAAAUUUCGCGCAGCGUUUGAGGAGCACAGGCCCAAGUUGGCGCUUUUUGAUGCCGUGGUGCUGAUGCCCGGUGUAAAGGUUCCGUGGGAAAGCCUCGUGGAUUUGUGUAGAGAAUUUGGCGUUAUUUCUUUGGUGGACGGCGCCCAUGCCAUUGGCCUUAUUCCGCUAGAACUCGAUGCUGUUGCACCAGACUUCUUCUGCUCCAACCUCCACAAAUGGUUCCAUGUGCCUCGAGGAUGUGCCCUUUUGUACGUUCACCCACGCUUCCAUCGGACCAUCCAAUCGCUCCCCGUGAGUCAUAAUUACGUUUCGCCAGAUGCAGAGCUCACCAAGGAAGAAGAGGCGGAUUUGCUUUUCCAUAAGUUCGCCUUUAAUGGCCUGCGCACUUUUGCAGCCAUUGCAACGGUGCCCAAAGCGAUAGAAUUUAGAAACGAAAAGGGCGGGGGAGAGGAGAGUAUUCGGAAGUACUGCUAUGAGUUGGCUGGGAAAGCAGCUCAGAUUGUGUUGAAGCAGUGGCCCGAAGCAAAGAUCGUCGAGAACAAGGAAAAGACCCUCUCCAACGCAAUGGUCUCGUUUUUCUUGCCUAUAGAAGAGUACUCGAAGGACUUCGAUGCAAAUGACUCAGCAGCGUUGGCAAAGUUAAUAGAAUUCGUUUCCGAAUGGCAAUUGACCCGCAGACACACUUUCGUGCCCAUCAAUGGCCAUGCUGGGAAAGUGCUUGGUCGUCUUUCCGCCCAGCUAUACAACGAGCCUGGCGAUUACGUUUACGCCUGCAAGGCACUAGAUGCCGCCCUUAAAGCGUACUUCCAAGACAAUCUGAAGCUUUAG
Candidozyma duobushaemuli is the source of this 1266-nucleotide messenger RNA. RefSeq lists its product as uncharacterized. The transcript has a single exon. The coding region runs from base 1 to 1266 and encodes 421 amino acids. The record is from RefSeq and is a predicted model, not a curated record. NCBI's taxonomy places the organism in Eukaryota, Fungi, Ascomycota, Pichiomycetes, Serinales, Metschnikowiaceae.